AUGAAUCGCACACCAUUCGAAGCAUGGAGCGGAAUCAAACCAUCAUCUAAAGCAUAUCGGUUGUACAAUCCUCAAAAUGGGAAGAUCAUUACUAGAAGAGAUGUAAUAGUGAACAAAAAUGAGAAGUGGAACUGGGGGAAAGAUGAAAUCUUACAGCAGGUUCCUAUCCAAGUUGAUACAGUUGAAAACCAAGCAAAUCCAUUGUUACAUGUUUUCGCUUUUGUAGCAACUGAACCUGAUACAUAUAUUGAUGCAUCAAGAACGAAAGCGUGGCAACAAGCUAUGAAAGAGGAGAUAGCUUCUAUUAACAGAAAUGGAACAUGGCAACUUGAAGAAUUACCACCAGAUGACAUCAUCUACACCAGCUCCUCGAAAGCAAUGGUUGAAGAAUUCAAAGCUCAGAUGAAGGGAGAGUUUGACAUGAGUGACAUGGGGAUAUUACAAUACUUUCUUGUUUUAGAAGUACAACAAACCAAGAGGAGAAUAUUCAUAAGUCAAACAAAAUACGCAAAAGAACUUCUUUGUAGAAUGGGAAUGCAGAACUGUAGUGUUGUUGAAACACCGAUGAAUGUAAAUGAAAAACUGAGCCUAGAGGAUGGAGAAGAAAUGGUUGAUCCUACAAGAUACAUAAGCUUGGUUGGAGGCUUAAUUUAUCUUACUCAUACAAGAACUGACAUUGUUUUUCCAGUUGGAAUGGUGUCGAGGUUCAUGCAUCAACCAUCAAAAAACCAUUUUGGAGCUGCUAAAAGGAUCUUCAAGUAUGUGGCUGGAACAACGACUUUUAGACUCUGGUAUACAUUGGCUGAAAAAGUUGAGUUAGUUGGAUUCUCAGACAAUGAUUGGGAGCUCAAAAAACAAGAUAUUACUGCACUUUCAAGCAUAGAAGCUGAAUACGUGGAUGCAACUUCAGCAUCAUGUCAGGCUAUAUGGAUCAGCCAAACAAAACAUAUCGAUACACGGUUUCACUUUAUUCGCAAGCUGAUAGCAGAUGGACAGAUCAACAUCAAAUACUGCAACACAAAAGAGCAACCUGCAAACCUUCUUACAAAAGCAUUGUCAGCUGCAAAAUUUGCAUAUUUCAGAGGAAAAUGGGAGUAA
Messenger RNA from Lactuca sativa (garden lettuce), 1098 nucleotides. The record is from RefSeq and is a predicted model, not a curated record. Lineage: Eukaryota; Viridiplantae; Streptophyta; Magnoliopsida; Asterales; Asteraceae.